This is a messenger RNA of Gastrolobium bilobum, 780 nucleotides long. RefSeq lists its product as uncharacterized. The transcript is spliced from 2 exons. Lineage: Eukaryota; Viridiplantae; Streptophyta; Magnoliopsida; Fabales; Fabaceae. The record is from RefSeq and is a predicted model, not a curated record. The coding region runs from base 190 to 657 and encodes 155 amino acids.
AGGUUGGUGAUUCGAACCCCCAUUUAAAGUAGUUUGUAGUCACCUAUAAAGUCAUCACACAAAAUACAUGAGAAGUGGCUUAUGAAUUUGCAAGUAUUUAAGCUCUUCUACUUCUAAGGGAUGAUCUGAACAUCAAAACACUUCAGGGUUCUGAGGUAUUAGCCGAAGAGAGAGAAGAGACAGUACAAUAUGGAGAGAGCCAAGCUUUUUAAUUUAAUUACACUUGUUCUGACAUUUGUGGCAGUAGUGCCAAAGUUGGAGAGCCAGAUUAUGCCACCAGUUAUUCCUAUGCCGCAACCACCUCUUAGACCACUUUGUGCAUCCCAACUUGCACUAGUAAACUACGCUUGUGGAAGGUUGCCUAUCUUCCCAGGGUCCCCACUUUUACCACUAACACCUCCACCCUCUCCUGAUGAUGAGGAGGGACACAGGAGUCACCAUAGACGGGGCCACAGGCAUGGCCAUGGGCACCAGCAAAGUCACCGCCACAACCCUCAAGAAGACAACUGUUGCCGGUGGGCUAGGGAAGUGGACACCCAAUGUGUGUGUCAAAUUUUAGUUCUAUUGCCUCCUUUUCUUAUGAGACCUUUGCAUCAGUACUCAGUCAUCAUUGGAGAAUCCUGUAAUGUCACUUACUCAUGCGGUGGGCCAAUAUGAUUGCCAAAUGCCAGCAAAGAAUCCAAUGUUGUAUUUGACUUUAUGGUCUAUGGUUCCUUGCUUUGUAAGUUUACUUUCCAUUAGUUGUGCCAUCAGAGGUUGGAAACAAAGUGUGCUGUAGCA